ACCCUAAGAACCAUCCUAGGGUUUUUGGUCAGGGCGGCGGCUUAGCGAUGGUGAAGGGAAACAAUGUCAUUCCCAAUCAGCAUUUCAAGAAGGAUUGGGAGAAGCUGGUGAGGACAUGGUUCAAUCAGCCGGCGCGCAAGGUCCGCAGAAGAAAGGCCCGGUCGAUCAAGGCUGCCAAGAUCUUCCCUCGCCCGCCAUCCGGCCCUCUGCGCCCGGUGGUCCACUGCCCGACCGUCAAGUACAACAGCAAGGUGAAAUACGGCCGAGGGUUCUCGCUGGAGGAGCUCAAGGUAGGAAUUUCUCUUCCAUUCUUUGCUUGUAGCUCACUGUUGGAGAUCCAGGAAGCUGGGAUCUCCAAGAAGCUCGCUCGCACGAUUGGAAUCGCCCUGGAUCACAGGAGGAAGAACCGGAGCCUCGAGAGCUUGCAGACGAAUGUCCAGCGAUUGAACACGUACAAGACGAAGCUCAUCGUCUUCCCACGCAAAGCUAAGAAAACAAAGAUGGGCGAUUCGCAACCCGAGGUUCUGAGCACUGCGACGCAGUUCCAAGGGCCAGUGCUGCCAAUUGUUCCAAAGAAACCCGAGGUCGGCAUUGUCACAGUGACCGACGAGAUGAAGGCCGUGAAAGCUUAUCAGAAGCUCCGGAUCGAGCAGACCAACAAGCGUCUCGUUGGAAUCCGCGCGAAGAAGGCUGCCGAGGCCGAGAAGGAAGAAGGGAAGAAGUAAACAAACCAGAGCUAUCCAUCAAAAAUGGUUUUUUUGUUGUCUCAAAGUACGGGCAUUCACUUU
Messenger RNA from Selaginella moellendorffii, 788 nucleotides. RefSeq names its product 60S ribosomal protein L13-1. Gene Ontology annotation, cellular component: cytosolic large ribosomal subunit; ribosome. Gene Ontology annotation, biological process: translation. The transcript is spliced from 3 exons. Lineage: Eukaryota; Viridiplantae; Streptophyta; Lycopodiopsida; Selaginellales; Selaginellaceae. The record is from RefSeq and is a predicted model, not a curated record. Bases 48 to 725 code for a protein of 225 amino acids. Gene Ontology annotation, molecular function: structural constituent of ribosome; RNA binding.